This is a messenger RNA of Sinocyclocheilus rhinocerous, 846 nucleotides long. RefSeq lists its product as uncharacterized. The record is from RefSeq and is a predicted model, not a curated record. Lineage: Eukaryota; Metazoa; Chordata; Actinopteri; Cypriniformes; Cyprinidae. The transcript has 7 exons. The coding region runs from base 1 to 816 and encodes 271 amino acids.
AUGAAGCCUUAUACCGGCGUCGUUAGACCUAAACUGAUGUCACUGCCAACUGAAGCGCCUCUGAAAAUACAGAACAUUACAGACGCGCGACCCAGUUAUCCUUCAAACUACAUCUCCAGUCCUCCAGUGUCUGGAUGCUCCACGGCUGCUCAAUCCAGACUGAAUGUCUUCUCAGCAAGACAGAAAUGCCCAUGCAAUUCAAGGGAUCUAAAGCCUCACAGUGUCAGCUCUAUUACUGAAGUGCCACUGCUCCCAUUGUUAGCCAAAAAUCGCUCAGCAGUGACCAACCGUACCUCACAAAACCAUGUGUCUGACAGUGAUAUUUUUGACCGUCAUUUCUUAUUUGAUAAACGAUGGCGAAAUGGAACUUACAUCACUAAUGGUAUUGAAGAUAAUGUUCUGAUGAACCACAACCCUACAAAUCCACUCUUUCAGGAGUUCCAUGUUUAUCGCUCUCAUAAUUUAACCAGAUUUGCCCACCGCAAAGAACUCUGCCCACACGACCCAAGACCACUUAUUUGCGGGUCUGAUUAUCUAACCUCAUUUCCAUCAGUUCUGUUACCAGCCUUUACCCCAUCUAUCAGUGGACGACUCUGUUUAUCACAAAACUAUAAAAACAGAUUAAGGAUGAAAAACAGAGCGCACAAUCUCUUCUCUUAUGGUGCUAACAACAAAACCCAGUCGUACCCUGAUCCACACCUGGGUGCCUCGGCCUCUUUUGUUCAGAGGCUCACAGAGAUUUCCUCUCUGGAAGCAGAGACAGUCCGGCAGGAGAGGAUGAAGAGACUCAAAAAGAUCAAUAGGCAGGACUCUUAAUCGGAGUUCAUUAGCCAAAGAGGAAACACU